AUGAACGAAAAAAAAGGUUUUUUAUAUAUAGGUGGAAAAGGAACUGCAAAUGAUACACAUGGAAUACAAAUGGGAGGAUUCAAUGGCGGUGGAAGUGGAUAUUAUUGGAAUUCCAAUUAUUAUGGAGGUGGUGGAGGUGGUGCAAGUGAUAUUCGCCUUGAAAGAUACUCAUAUUACGACCGUAUUAUAGUUGCGGGCGGUGGAGGGGGUUCCGGGAUAGGAGGUGAUUCAAGUUCUCUAUAUUAUAAUAAAGGAGGUUCAGGAGGUGGUAUAAAAGGUGGUGAUGGAGUAUAUCAAUCAUCUAAUCCAGAAUAUGCAGCCUAUGGAGGAACUCAAAUAAAUCCAGGGGAAUCAGGCGGUUUUAACAAUUUUCGUAUUCAAGCCGAUUUUGGCUAUGGAGGUUCAAAUGUUUGUUAUACUUGUGGCGAUCCAGGUUCUGGCGGCGGAGGCGGCUGGUUUGGAGGUGCUGCUUCCGGAUAUUAUGGAUUUGGUGGUGCAGGUGGUUCGGGAUAUGUUCUUACAUUAAAUUCUUUUAAACCAGAUGGAUACGUUCCUGAAAGAGAGUAUUAUUUAAGCAGAGCUUCAAUGAUGAAUGACAUCCAAUAUGGAAAUGGUGCUAUUAAGAUAACAAUCUUAAAUUAUGCUGGGAAAGAUAAUGUUAUUAAAUUUCGUGGAUGUAGCUCGCUUGGCUUUUCUUUUUCACAACUAGUUUCUUUUAUAACUUUACCUUGUGUUAUAUAG
Molecule: messenger RNA, 741 nt
Organism: Trichomonas vaginalis G3
Lineage: Eukaryota; Parabasalia; Trichomonadida; Trichomonadidae
Product: glycine-rich protein family
Exons: 1
Coding region: 1-741 (246 amino acids)
Source: RefSeq, a predicted model, not a curated record